Messenger RNA from Larimichthys crocea (large yellow croaker), 2160 nucleotides. Its product is annotated as F2R like thrombin or trypsin receptor 3. The coding region runs from base 691 to 1776 and encodes 361 amino acids. Gene Ontology annotation, cellular component: plasma membrane. Gene Ontology annotation, molecular function: thrombin-activated receptor activity. The transcript has 2 exons. NCBI's taxonomy places the organism in Eukaryota, Metazoa, Chordata, Actinopteri, Sciaenidae. Gene Ontology annotation, biological process: blood coagulation; thrombin-activated receptor signaling pathway; positive regulation of Rho protein signal transduction. The record is from RefSeq and is a predicted model, not a curated record.
AUAGACAUAUACAGACAGGUCAGACAUAUUUCCUGUUUAAUAAAGGAAGCCGACACUUUAAACUUUCCAGUAUUGCUUGAAUCACAGAGGAACAAACACACACACACACACACACACACAAAUGCUAUACUUAUGAGGACCUGAUGCAUUCCUGAACACUGACCUCUGAUCAAACGCAGACGUGGAACUUAAACCCUGAACUGAACAUAAACCCGGGUUCAACCCUAAACUCUCAAACAUGACGAGUCACUCACUCACUCACACACACACACACACACACACACACACACACACACACACAUCUGGUUCCCAUCAGUGGAGGAAGCGAGUCAAUACCGACAGCUCUGAGAUCAUAUAACAGCCAGACUGAGUCUACUGACAGUACUACAGCUACUGCAGCUGUACUGCAUGUGUACUGAGAGUACUGAGAGUACUGAGAGUACUGAGUGUACUGAGAGUACUGAGUGUACUGAGUGUACUGAGUGUACUGAGAGUACUGAGUGUACUGCAGAAGAAGAAGAGAGCUGCUGCUGUCAACAGAAACUACACAAGUGAAGGUGAUGAUGAAGACGAUGAAGAUGUUUUCUGGGACUCUGGUCUUCGUUUGUCUUCUGUCGUCUGUCUGCAGCCUCUCUCCAUCUGCUCGUCCUGCAGACGAAUGCUCUGGCAUGUCUCUCCGUCUACAGACUCAUGUGUGUUCUGGCCUCUGCAGGUCUGCGGGCGUUCAAGCUGAAGACCAGCUGUAACUUCACGAUUCUGAAGGAGAAGCAGCUGAAAGAGAUCCAGGCUCCGACCACCAACCUGUACCUGCCAGUCCUGUACCUGGUGGCCUUCAUCGUGGGUCUGCCCUCCAACCUGCUGGCUUUGUGGGUCCUGGUGUUCAGGACCAAACAGCUGCCGUCCACCACACUGCUCAUCAACCUCACGGCUGCAGACUGCCUGCUGCUGCUGGCUCUGCCGUUCCGGAUCGUGUACCACUUCAGAGGGAAUCACUGGGAGCUGGGCGAGCCUUUCUGUCGCAUCGUCAUGGCGAUGUUUUACGGGAACAUGUACGGGUCCGUGCUGUGUCUGGCGCUGGUGGCUCUGGACCGGUACAUUGCUUUGGUUCACCCGUUCAGUGCCAAGACCCUGCGCAGCCGGCGGAUCUCUCUGUACAUGACAGCAGCGGUGUGGACCGUGGUUCUGAUCGCCAUGAUGCCGCUGCUGGUGUCGCAGCAGACCUACUUCCUGGACGAACUGCAGAUCACCACCUGCCACGACGCGCUGCCCGAGGAGGAGCAGGAGAACUACUUCCUGCCGUACUUCGCCACCUUGUUCACCGUCUGCUUCCUGCUGCCGCUCGCCGUCGUGCUGUUCUGUCACGGCGCCGUGCUGCACACCCUGCUAGCAGAAGGGAAACGCUACAGUCACGCGGUCUGGGUGACGGUUCUGGUCCUGGUGGUCUUCAUCGUGUGUCUGCUGCCAAGCAACAUUCUCCUCCUCCUCACUUACACCGACAGCUCACUGGACGGAGACGGCGAGGACUUGUACGUCCCCUACAUGGUUAGCUUAGCGGUCAGCACCUUCAACAGCUGCAUCGACCCGUUCAUCUUCUACUUCGUGUCGGUGGAGUUCAGGGACAAGGCCCGCGGCGUCCUCUGCUGCUGCGGCAACUCAGAGGACACAUCAUCGUCUCCAGGCAACAAAGUGUCGUACUGUUCAUCAACAACGGGCCAGAGGUCAAAGGUCACCAUGCUGACCAAGUCCAGUCAGUGUGAGACAUCUGUGACGGCGUGAGGACGUCUGUCCCAGUCCUGUUAAACUAACGACGUGCUGAUGAAGAACCGACCACACUGGAUUAUUAUUUUUACUCAUAAUAAAUAUGUAAACACAAACCUCAGACAGGAAUGAUAUUGAUUAUAUCCAGUACAUUACUGUAGCUAGUCGGUUUAUCCUCUGGAGGUUCUGGAGCCGGUGGUUGGGUUUGGAUCCAGAACUUUGAUGCUGUGAGGUGACAGUGUGAAGCAGGAAGUGAAGGAUCAAUAAGAAAACAGACAGCUGAACAACCACAUGACAGACAGGAAGUGACCUCAUGAACUGUUGAUGAUCACUGCCCUCCAGUGGUCACUUCGAGACACGACAACAUUAUGAUGUCACAUGAAGAAUAAACGAUUCGCAGCA